Schistocerca piceifrons (Central American locust) is the source of this 1812-nucleotide messenger RNA. RefSeq names its product protein scarlet-like. The transcript has 14 exons. The record is from RefSeq and is a predicted model, not a curated record. Bases 1 to 1812 code for a protein of 603 amino acids. NCBI's taxonomy places the organism in Eukaryota, Metazoa, Arthropoda, Insecta, Orthoptera, Acrididae. Gene Ontology annotation, molecular function: ATP hydrolysis activity; ABC-type transporter activity; ATP binding. Gene Ontology annotation, cellular component: plasma membrane.
AUGAAUGAUGAUAUAGAUUGUGAAGAAAAUGAUAAUGAGGAUGCUACCCAUAAGAUUAAUGAUGCAACAUUCAGGUUACUAAUGGGGAAAAAAGAUUUGGGUUCAGAAAAAAAUGAUAAAAUUACAGGCAAAGCUGAGGGAGGACACUUAAUUGCUCUGAUGGGUGCAAGUGGAGGUGGGAAAACAACAUUACUUGCAGCAAUAGGAAAUCGCCUAAAAGGUCAGAUCAGUGGGGAAGUUUAUCUAAAUGGUCAUUUGGUUACCAGAUCACUGAUGAUGAAAGUUUCUGGUUUUGUCCCACAAAAUAAUAUUGCUUUUAACACACUAACUGUGAACGAGCAUCUGUUAUUCAUGGCACGUAUGCGAAUGGACAGCAAAAUUAGUGCAAGUUCUCGAAAGACAUGGAUAAACAGUCUUGUCAGUGAGUUAGGCCUUUCCACUUGUGCUGAUACUGUACUCAGCAAGAUAUCUGGAGGAGAGCUCAAAAGACUGAUGCUGGCUAUUGAGUUGUUAACAGAUCCACCUAUACUUCUUUGUGAUGAACCUACCACUGGGCUUGACAGCUACAAUGCUCAACUAAUGAUACAGAAGCUGAAAUCUCUUGCAGCAAGAGGCAAGAUAGUUAUCUGUUCUGUCCAUCAGCCUUCUUCAGAAGUAUUCAGAUUCUUUGAUCACUUAAUACUCCUGGCAGAAGGGAGAGUUGCAUUUCAAGGAACUCUUUCUGAAGCAGCUGAAUUUUUUAAAAGAUUAGGGUACAUGUGCCCAGACUCUUUCAAUCCAGCAGAUUUCUACAUAAAACAGCUCUCUGUAAUUACUGAUUAUGAGGAAGAAUGCUUGAAAAACAUCAGAAAAAUUUGUACUGCAUUUUUACAAUCAGAUUAUUCUAAGGCCUUGGAAAAGAAACCUGACACUACCCCAGCAGAGCUUCCCAUGGAACUUAGUAAUUAUACAAAAAUAUCCCACUGUAAUUGGCUGUCUCAGUUUUACUGGUUGAUAUGGCGCUCAAUGAAAGAUUCCAGGAGAUCAUAUUUUGGACAUGCUCUCCAAAUUAUUAUGUUCUUGACUACCACAACAGUUGUAGCCACUUUCUACCAGGGUGUCAGUCCAGAAACUCAGGAGGGAAUGCAAGACUUCAGGGGGCUGCUGUAUCUUCUUUCUAGUGAAAUGUUCUUCUAUAGUGCAUACAGUGUGCUCUACACUUUCCCAUAUGAAAUUCCUAUAUUUCUAAGAGAAAGCAACUUAUACUCCUCAUCAGCAUACUACAUUUCCAAGGUCAUAGCAGCGAUGCCAAGGACUGUAAUUGAAACAGCAGUAUUUUUUGGAUUUAUUUUCAUACUCGCUGACUUCCCAGUAGGAGGACUGGUUGGAUAUUUCAUGCUAUUGGGUCCACUGUUGUUGAUAUCCAUUGGUGCACUAGCCUAUGGUUGUAUGAUGUCAGCUCUCUUUGAAUCAUAUGAUCUCAUAGCUACAUUGACUGUUGCAAUUGAUCUUCUCUCAAUGCUGAUGGCUGGAAUAUUUUAUAAUCUCAGGGCACUGCCAAAGAGAAUUGCUUGGUUGAAAUAUCUUUCACAGUUUUAUUACUGCAAUGAGCUGUUGGCAUCCCUAUUCUGGAAACAUGUGGACCACAUAAGUUGCCCAAGCAAUCCUGAUUUGCCUUGUCUGCAUAAUGGUGAAGAAGUACUGGAUCAAUAUGGAUUUAAUCCACAUAAUACUAUGACUGACAUUAUUAUCCUCUUUGCAUUCUUUGUACUUUUGAGUAUGAUUGGAUUUAUACAAAUAUGGAGGAGAAGUAGAAAGUAUUCCAUCUACUAA